Molecule: messenger RNA, 1593 nt
Organism: Cricetulus griseus (Chinese hamster)
Lineage: Eukaryota; Metazoa; Chordata; Mammalia; Rodentia; Cricetidae
Source: RefSeq, a predicted model, not a curated record
AUGUCUGUGAAAAUUAUAGCAGCCCUGCUCCUGCUACAGCUGAGUGGCUUUUUUGGACCUGUGAGUGGUGGGAAGGUGUUGGUUUGGCCAGUGGAAUUCAGCCAUUGGCUCAACUUAAAGACAAUCCUAGAUGAGCUUGUGAAGAAGGGUCAUGAAGUGAUUGUUCUAAGACCUUCAGUUUCCUUUUCUUAUGAGGUUGAAGACACAUCUGCUAUUGAAUUUGAAACAUACCCUACGACAUAUGACAUGGAUGGUUUAGAGGAAUUUUUCAUAGAAUCCAUCAAUAAAUACAUUUAUGAGCUACCAAAGCUAUCAUUUUGGAGAUACUUUUUAAUGUUGCAAGAACUGUUUUUGUUAGAAUCAGAAUAUUCUGAGAGUCUCUGCAAAGAUGUUGUUUUGAACAAGGAACUCAUGACAAAGCUACAAAAUUCAAGCUUUGAUGUCAUCCUGGCAGAUCCCUUCUUACCCUGUGGUGAUCUGCUGGCUGAGAUUCUCAAGACACCACUUGUGUUCAGUCUCCGCUUCUUCCCUGGCUCCACAUACGUAAAGUACAGUGGCGGACUCCCACUACCUCCUUCCUACGUGCCACCUGCCAUGUCAGAAUUGAGUGAUCGGAUGACGUUCAUGGAGAGGGUACAAAAUGUACUCUAUGUGCUUUGUUUUGACUUCUGGUUCCAAACAUUUAAUGAGAAGAAGUGGAAUCAGCUUUACACUGAAGUAUUAGGAAGACCCACAACACUCCUGGAGAUAAUGGGGAAGGCAGAUAUAUGGCUCAUUCGAACCUACUGGGAUUUGGAAUUUCCUCACCCUGUGUUACCAAAUUUUGAUUUUGUUGGAGGACUGCAUUGCAGACCUGCCAAGCCUCUGCCUAAGGAAAUAGAGGACUUUGUCCAGUCUUCUGGAGAACAUGGUGUUGUGGUGUUUUCCCUGGGAUCCAUGGUGGGUAACCUAACAGAAGAAAGGGCCAAUGUGAUUGCAGCAGGCCUCGCCCAGAUUCCACAGAAGGUUCUUUGGCGAUUUGAAGGCAAGAAGCCAGACACCUUGGGCUCCAACACUCAGCUGUACAAAUGGAUCCCCCAGAAUGACCUUCUUGGUCAUCCUAAAACCAAAGCUUUUAUAACUCAUGGUGGCACCAAUGGCAUCUAUGAGGCGAUCUACCACGGGGUCCCUGUGGUUGGCAUUCCUUUGUUUACAGACCAAUUUGAUAAUGUUGUUCACAUGAAGACCAAAGGAGCGGGUAUGAGACUGGACUUUCUCACAAUGUCCAGUACAGAUUUGUUCAAUGCAGUGAAGACAGUCACAACUGACCCUUCCUAUAAGGAGAACGCCAUGCGGCUAUCAAGAAUUCACCAUGAUCAGCCAGUGAAGCCCCUGGACAGAGCUGUCUUCUGGGUUGAGUAUGUCAUGCGCAAUAAAGGAGCCAAGCACCUUCGUGUGGCAGCACAUGACCUCACCUGGUUCCAGUACCACUCUCUGGAUGUGCUUGGAUUCCUGCUUGCCUGUGUGGUGACUGUGAUCUUCAUCAUCACAAAGUGCUGUCUCUUUUGUUGUCAGAAGUUUGCUAAAGGUGGAAAGAAGAAGAAAAGGGAGUAA